AUGAAGCUCGCAGUCCUCUUUGGAGUGCUUAUGGCCCUCGCCGGCGCUGACGCCGCGAAGCACAGCCUCAAGCUCAAGAAGCUCCCCCUCACCCCUCCCUCGCUGCACCAGUACGCGUCGUCCCCCGCACUCGAGGCCGAAUGGCUCAAGGCCAAGCACAUGGGCACGCUCGGCGGUAUUGUCGAUGCCGGGCAGAAGGUGCUCGGUCUCGGCGCCCACGGGCGGCCGUACCGCCUCGAAGUGGAUGAGGAGGCUGAGGAGGCCUGGGCGCAGGUCAUGCCUCGUGAUGAGGGUCUGGAGGAGCGCGUCGCCAAGGGCGGCCACGGCGUCCCUUUGUCCGACUACAUGAAUGCUCAGUACUACGCCCCGAUCACUAUCGGGAACCCGCCCCAGGAGUUCAAGGUUGUCCUUGAUACCGGAUCGGCCAACCUCUGGGUCCCCAGUUCCGAGUGCACCAGCAUCGCUUGCUUUUUGCACGCCAAGUACGACCACUCCAAGUCGUCCACCUACAAGCCCAACGGUACCGACUUUGAGAUCCACUACGGGUCCGGCUCGCUCUCGGGGUACGUCUCGGAGGACACUAUGCAAAUCGGCGAUCUCGAGGUCAAGCACCAGCUCUUUGCGGAAGCGACCAAGGAGCCCGGACUCGCCUUUGCUUUCGGCAAGUUUGACGGUAUUCUCGGUCUCGCGUACGACACCAUUUCGGUCAACCACAUUGUCCCUCCCUUCUACAACAUGCUCAACCAGAAGCUCCUCGAUGAGCCCGUCUUUGGGUUCCGUCUCGGAAGCUCCGAGGAGGACGGAGGUGAUAUGACUUUCGGCGGGCUGGACGAGAAGGCGUUCAGCGGCAAGAUGGAGUAUGUGCCUAUCCGCCGAAAGGGGUACUGGGAGGUGGAGCUCGAGAAGAUUGGGUUUGGAGAGGAGGAGCUCGACCUCGAGAACACGGGCGCCGCGAUUGAUACCGGAACGUCGCUUAUUGUGAUGCCUACCGAUAUCGCCGAGAUGCUCAACAAGGAGAUCGGCGCCACCAAGUCGUGGAACGGCCAGUACACUGUCGACUGCAACACCAUCGGCAGCCUCCCCGAGCUCUCCUUCUUCUUUGGCGGCAAGGAAUAUGCGCUCAAGGGCGAAGACUACGUCCUUAACGCCGGCGGAACUUGUAUUUCUAGCUUCACGGGCAUGGACAUCCCGGCGCCUAUCGGCCCCCUCUGGAUUGUCGGUGACACCUUCCUCAGGAAGUACUAUACCGCGUACGACCUCGGUCGGAACGCCGUCGGGUUCGCCAAGUCCAACUAG
Messenger RNA from Dioszegia hungarica, 1296 nucleotides. Its product is annotated as aspartic peptidase domain-containing protein. The transcript is spliced from 6 exons. NCBI's taxonomy places the organism in Eukaryota, Fungi, Basidiomycota, Tremellomycetes, Tremellales, Bulleribasidiaceae. Gene Ontology annotation, cellular component: fungal-type vacuole. The coding region runs from base 1 to 1296 and encodes 431 amino acids. The record is from RefSeq and is a predicted model, not a curated record. Gene Ontology annotation, molecular function: aspartic-type endopeptidase activity. Gene Ontology annotation, biological process: proteolysis.